UGUGAUGUGGUUAAUUUUCACUUUAUCGUUAUUGUAUUUUAUUUUGUACAUUAUUAGUAGCCCAAGUUUACUUCAUCUUUUUGUUUUUUAGACUUACUAUAAUUUUUACACAUUAUAAAUAAUUAACUAGUUAAAUUUAAUUGACAAUUUAAAAUUUAUUUUAUAUUAUAUUAUGUCUGAAACUGUGGAAAAAAUAAUUGAAGCUGUAAAUAGCACUAAUGGCACAGAUACUGAAUCAAUACUCAAAAAAACUCCAGCUACUUUUGAAGGAAUGAUGAUGGCCUAUUCUAGUCUCGUUAUAAUGGCAUUAAUACCAAUAUACCUUGGUGCAUUUCGUUCUGUGAAAUUGCACAUCCAAAACAAAUUAAAAAAGGAAGUUCCCGAAUCUAUGACGACUAAAGAUGCUAUGAUGUUUCCAGUAAUAGCCAGUGGUGCAUUAUUUACUCUUUUCAUUAUUUUUAGGAUUUUUCCUAAAGAAUAUAUCAACAUACUUGUUACCAUUUACUUCUAUAUUCUUGGAGUAGCAGCACUAAAUAAUUUAUUAGCUAAUCUAUUCAGUGUAAUGAUGCCAAAAAGUGUGCCUAAAACAGAAUACCAACUCCAAUUCAUAAAAGGAUCUAAUGAUAGCAAAGUUGAUUGGAUUAAUGUUAAAUUUUCUUUGCAUGAUGUUUUAUGUUUUAUUAUGUGUGCCUUACUUGGUGCAGUUUAUUUGUACAACAAACACUGGAUAGUAAACAAUGUUUUUGGAUUAGCCUUUGCAAUCAAUGGUGUAGAAUUACUACACUUAAAUAACAUAAAAAUUGGAUGUAUUCUUCUGUGUGGAUUAUUUUUCUAUGACAUAUUCUGGGUAUUUGGUACUAAUGUUAUGGUUACUGUAGCUAAAUCAUUUGAUGCGCCAAUUAAACUUAUAUUCCCUCAAGAUUUAAUAGAAAAUGGAGUUUUAAGUGCUAGUAAUUUUGCUAUGCUAGGCUUAGGUGAUAUUGUGAUACCUGGAAUUUUUAUUGCGUUCUUGUUAAGAUUUGACCAAAGCUUAAAACGGAAAACCAAUUUAUACUUCAAUGCCACAUUUUUAGCAUACUUUUUGGGUUUGUUAACUACAGUAUUUGUUAUGCAUGUAUUUAAAGCAGCUCAACCAGCUCUUUUAUAUUUGGUACCAGCAUGUUUAAUCACUCCCAUGUUGAUUGCUGUAGUGUGUGGCGAUUUAAAAACUCUAUUCAAUUAUGAAGAUCAUGAUAUGAUUAUUAAAGAUUCUUCAAAUUCUAAAGAAACUAAAGAAGAUUGAUGUAAAUAAACUUUUUACACAUUAUUGUUUUUAUGUGUGUGUUGAUUGUUAAACAUAAAUAACUUAUGUUUACUACUUAUAUGUAUUUAAAAUUGUUUUGUAUUUCUUUUUUUAAUUCCUUUAAAAUUUCAUAAUAGAUUGUUUAGACUUGUCUAGAUUUAUUUUAAUUUGAAACCCAAAUAAUUAUUAAAUUAAAAGUAAAAAUUAAAUUUUUCAAUUUAAUAAGUUUUUAUCUUUUGAAAAUGUUAUUUGACAUUUUUUAUUUAAAGUUUUAAAGAAAGUUUAUUUAGUUGAAAUUUAACAUAUUUUAUACAUAAUCAUUUAUAGCAAUUUAAAGUUUUUUUUUCCUAACUGUUAUUUUCAUUUAAAAUAUUAUCUUAUAAAUUCAAUUUAAAAAAUGAGUACUUACAUAUUUAAUAUAUUAAUAUCAACUUAUUAAAUUUCAUCAGUAAUUAUUUAUUUUCAAAUAAAUAAAUAUAUAUAUAUAUUUUUAUUUUAUUUUAUGAUUAAAGUUUAAUUUAGUUUAAUGUUUCAUUAUUUUUAAGUCAGUUAUGUUCUUCCUCAUAAUUAAUUUGAUCUCAAUAUAAUAAUUACAGUUAUAAAUAUAAUAAUAUACUUUUGAUAUAACCUGAAGAUGAAUUUAAUUUUUACAAUAUUUUAAUUUAUAUCUUAUACGCAAUUAUGAAUGUUUAGAUUAUUAUUUUUUUAUAAAAAUUGAAAAUUUUUAUACUUUCCCUUGUCCAAAAAUAAUCUUCCUCUUGUUGAAUUUUAUAAAUAUUUAAUUUAUGUAUUACAA
This is a messenger RNA of Daktulosphaira vitifoliae (grape phylloxera), 2078 nucleotides long. RefSeq names its product minor histocompatibility antigen H13. Gene Ontology annotation, cellular component: lumenal side of endoplasmic reticulum membrane; membrane; cytoplasmic side of endoplasmic reticulum membrane. Gene Ontology annotation, molecular function: aspartic endopeptidase activity, intramembrane cleaving. Gene Ontology annotation, biological process: membrane protein proteolysis. The coding region runs from base 173 to 1282 and encodes 369 amino acids. Lineage: Eukaryota; Metazoa; Arthropoda; Insecta; Hemiptera; Phylloxeridae. The record is from RefSeq and is a predicted model, not a curated record. The transcript is spliced from 8 exons.